Oppiella nova is the source of this 897-nucleotide messenger RNA. Lineage: Eukaryota; Metazoa; Arthropoda; Arachnida; Sarcoptiformes; Oppiidae. The record is from the annotation of a GenBank genome assembly.
AUGGAAUUGGCACAAAUUCUUGGGGCCAGUGUUGAGAUACUGCAGGCCUUUGCACUCAUUUAUGAUGACGUGAUGGACCAGUCCAGCACCAGACGGGGUCGACCAUGCUGGUAUAAGCAGGAUGAUGUAGGCCUCCAAGCGCUAAACGAUGGCGUAAUCCUGAAGAAUGAGUGCUUCCAUACAUUAAAGCUAUUCUUCGGACACAAGAAGUCGUAUCUGAAUAUUAUGGAGACAUUCCAUGAGAUGAUGAGGUAUACCACGUAUGGACAGCAUAUGGAUAUGGCCUCCAAUUGCAACAACACUGGCCCACGAUUUGACUUAUUCACGAAAAGCCGAUACGAGACAAUCGUCAAGUAUAAGACCUCUUACUAUACGUUUGUACUGCCCGUCCGAUUAGCCAUGUAUUUGUUUGGAAUGGAGUCCAAGUCGGCGCACCGGCAGGCAGAGGAACUCCUACUAAAAAUCGGAUACUUGUUUCAAAUACAGGACGACUUUAUCGACUGUUUUGGUGACCCGACUGUGACCGGCAAACAGGGCUCAGACAUCGCGGACGGCAAGUGCUGUUGGCCUGUCGUGCGGGCACUGGAACUGUGCGAUGAGAGCCAACGGCGCGAUUUGGUGGCCAACUAUGGCAUGAAAUGCGAGCAAAACGUGAAUAAAUGCAAAGAAAUCUUUAUACAACUCAAUCUUAGGGACGUAUACCUCAAGGAGGAGCUCACUAUCUAUGAGGAGAUCUGCGGCGAUCUCCAGAAUCUCAAGAAUCACAACAAAAUAAUGCUGUCCAGUGACUCAGCAAAUGAUUUGGGUUUCCGGAUGAGACCCCAGGCCUGGGGUUCGGCCGAUGCCAACAACUCAAACCCCAAUGCGCCCACAAUAUACACACCUAUAGUUAUGUAG